GCAGGAGCCCAGCCGCUGCGCCAUGCCGGGCCCCAGGCGGCCUGCAGCAAGCCCAACGCCUGCCCCCAGAUAGUCAUGAACAGCCAUAGCCACAAUGGCGGUUUGGGGCAGCUGCUGGGCAGCGGGCCAGGGGCCCUGGGCCGUGACCCCACAGACCCCGAGGCCGGCCGUGCCCCCCAGCCCCUGCACAGCCCAGGCCUGCAGGUGGUCGUGGCCAAGAGUGAGCCAGCCCAGCCCUCGCCCAGCAGCCCCCGGGGACAGCCCCAAGAUGAAGACAAGGAGGAAGACAAGGAUGAGGAGGAUGAGGCAGGCAGGCGGGGGCGCUCAGGGAAGCCCCUGAACGCAGGCCACCGUCUGGGCCACCGGCGGGCUCUCUUUGAGAAGCGGAAGCGGCUCAGUGACUACGCACUCAUCUUUGGCAUGUUUGGCAUCGUCGUCAUGGUGACCGAGACAGAGCUGUCCUGGGGGGUCUACACCAAGGAGUCCCUGUACUCAUUUGCACUGAAAUGCCUCAUCAGCUUCUCCACCGUCAUCCUACUGGGCCUUGUCGUCCUGUACCACGCCCGUGAAAUCCAGCUGUUCAUGGUGGACAACGGGGCGGACGACUGGCGCAUUGCGAUGACAUGCGAACGGGUGCUGCUUAUCUCUCUGGAGCUGGUGGUGUGUGCCGUGCACCCGGUGCCCGGCCACUACCGCUUCACGUGGACGGCACGGCUGGCCUUCACGUACGCGCCGUCGGAGGCUGAGGCAGACGUGGAUGUGCUGCUGUCCAUCCCCAUGUUCCUGCGCCUCUACCUGCUGGGCCGUGUCAUGCUGCUGCACAGCAAGAUCUUCACAGAUGCCUCAAGCCGCAGCAUCGGCGCGCUCAACAAGGUCACCUUCAACACACGCUUUGUCAUGAAAACACUCAUGACCAUCUGCCCCGGCACUGUGCUGCUUGUCUUCAGCAUCUCAUCCUGGGUCGUUGCCGCCUGGACCGUGCGCAUCUGCGAGAGGUACCACGACAAGCAGGAGGUCACCAGCAACUUCCUAGGCGCCAUGUGGCUCAUCUCCAUCACCUUCCUCUCCAUCGGCUAUGGUGACAUGGUGCCCCACACCUACUGCGGGAAGGGCGUCUGCCUGCUCACUGGCAUCAUGGGGGCCGGCUGCACGGCGCUCGUGGUGGCCGUGGUGGCCCGGAAGCUGGAGCUCACCAAGGCCGAGAAACAUGUCCACAACUUCAUGAUGGACACACAGCUCAACAAGCGGGUGAAAAACGCCGCUGCUAACGUUCUCAGGGAGACAUGGCUCAUCUACAAACACACCAGGCUGAUGAAGAAGCCAGAUCAUGCCCGGGUUCGGAAACACCAGCGUAAGUUCCUCCAAGCCAUCCAUCAGGCUCAGAAGCUGCGGAGUGUGAAGAUGGAGCAGCGGAAGCUGAAUGACCAGGCCAACACGCUCACUGACCUGGCCAAGACCCAAAGUGUCAUGUAUGACCUAGUGGCCGAGCUGCAUGCCCAGCAUGAGGACCUGGAGACCCGCCUGGCCGCUUUGGAGAGCCGCCUGGACGCGCUGGCCGCCUCCCUGCAGGCCCUGCCUGACCUUGUCGCCCAAGCCAUACACCCGCCGCCGCCGCCCCUGCCACCCCGGCCUGGCCCUGGGCCCCCAGCCCCGGCUGCCUGGAGUCCCUCGAGCUGGUGGCCACCUGCGACCUCCUCGGACUGCGGGUGACGGACCUGCCCGCCACCAGACCCCAAAUCUUGGCCAUC
Messenger RNA from Trichechus manatus latirostris (Florida manatee), 1748 nucleotides. It is a transcript of the gene KCNN1, whose product is annotated as potassium calcium-activated channel subfamily N member 1. The coding region runs from base 76 to 1710 and encodes 544 amino acids. Gene Ontology annotation, cellular component: neuron projection; plasma membrane; neuronal cell body. The transcript has 9 exons. Gene Ontology annotation, molecular function: small conductance calcium-activated potassium channel activity; calmodulin binding. Lineage: Eukaryota; Metazoa; Chordata; Mammalia; Sirenia; Trichechidae. The record is from RefSeq and is a predicted model, not a curated record. Gene Ontology annotation, biological process: potassium ion transmembrane transport.